Molecule: messenger RNA, 1596 nt
Organism: Malurus melanocephalus (red-backed fairy wren)
Lineage: Eukaryota; Metazoa; Chordata; Aves; Passeriformes; Maluridae
Gene: SLC35D4
Product: transmembrane protein 241
Exons: 15
Coding region: 79-969 (296 amino acids)
Cellular component (GO): Golgi apparatus
Molecular function (GO): antiporter activity
Source: RefSeq, a predicted model, not a curated record
CGCCCGCUGAGGCGACGUGUCCCUGCCACGGCCGAUGGCCGCCGCCCGGCCGGCCGCGCUCCGCGCCCGCGCUGACAGAUGUAUUUGAAGAGGCCGGCGGGCGGCCUCGCCUUCUGCCUCUUCUACCUGGCCUCCAGCUUCACCAACAAGUAUGUCCUGUCUGUCCUGCAAUUUACCUACCCUACCCUUUUUCAAGGGUGGCAAACAUUGGUGGGUGGACUUCUGCUUCACAUCUCCUGGAAGCUGGGCUGGGUGGAGAUAAACUUGUGUUCAAGGUCUGAAAUCCUGUCAUGGCUUCCUGCAUCAGUACUUUUUGUGGGCAUUAUUUAUGCUGGCUCCAGGGCGCUAUCCAGAUUGCCAAUCCCGGUGUUCCUCACUAUUCACAAUGCAGCAGAAGUUAUAACCUGCGGGUUCCAGAAGGUUGUGCAGAAAGAGCAGACCUCUCAUCUGAAAGUCUGUGGUGUGCUGUUCCUCCUGGCAGCAGCAGCGUGCCUUCCUUUGUGUGAUGCACAGUUUGAUCCUAACGGAUAUUUAUGGGCUCUAAUUCACUUGAUCUGUGUUGGGGCUUACAAAGUAUUUCACAAGUUGUGGAAACCUGGCUCUUUGAGUGAUCUGGACCAACAGUACAUCAACUAUGUGUUCAGUGUGGUGCUGUUGGCUUCUGCAUCCCAUCCAGCAGGUGAUCUCUUCAGUGCCUUGGAUUUUCCAUUCCUGUACUUCUACAGGUUUCAUAGCAGCUGCUGUGCCAGUGGACUGUUGGGAUUCUUUCUGAUGUUGCACACAGUGAAGCUAAAAAGCAGCACAACCUCAGGGCAAUAUGCAGCCUGGAGUUUCCUUGCAAAGGUUAUCACUGCUAGCUUAUCGCCUUUCUUCUUUGUCAUGACUGCCAAUGUAUUAACAAUUUCUUGCCUUGUGAUCGGUGGAGUUGGAGAAGCAUUGGUUGUUUACACUGAAAGGACAGGCACAUAAAGAGGAACCAGAUCUCACCAGCUGGAAAAGAGCUGACUUGCAGCCUAGAGACACUAUUGUGAAAAAAACGCAGCAGCAGGAAUGAAGAAGUGCAACCAAACAUGAGGAAAGGGACCUAUUUUUUUUUUUUUUUAAUUAAGAAAACCCUCUGCUAUUAAUAGUGCUGGUAAGGRAGCAGCAUAGUUGGCAAAGAUGGUAAAGAGCCUUUGCCUCAAAGCACAAGACAAAUUAUACCAGGUUGACGUGGUAAAGGAAUAACUGCACUGUCUCAUGCUGAUGGCUCUGUGUGAGAGCCACUCAGCAGCUUCUUGCACAGAGAACUAAACUCAGGAAAAGCAGCAUUCCCCACUGGAUGCCUCUGGUGGUUUUGGUUUUUUUUUUUGUUUGAAGCAGACAGCAGGUCAUACCAAACAAUGUCCUGCCAUAAAUUCGGGAUCUGGAAGGAUGGAUUUUGUCUCCAACGGUUCUGUAAGCAGCAAGCUGCCACACACAGGUCUCCAGUCAUGUCAUCUGARCUGGCACAGGGACUGAGGCCAAGGGGCUUGUGGAGAUAAUCCCCUUCUGGAACUGUGGCAGUUUGACAGCUUUGCAGAAAGGGAAAAUCAGCAAUAAAUCUCAAUAUCAGUA